GAAAAUGCAAUGGCCGCCAUCUUCGACUCUCGUGAAUGUUUUGAUCGUAGUUUCGGACUUUGAGGCCAAUUUUACAAGUGCUAUGCAAUUAUUUGACGGAAAUUGUUUCGCUACACUGUAGGAGUUAUUGUUACGUUCACGCACAGUCACAUGAAAUAAGGUCGGAGGCCGCAGUGGUCUCCUCGGCGUCAUCUCGGGCUUGACCCAAGAUGAUAAUAUUUACAGCAUGUCAGCUUCUCCAGACUUUGAUCCUGCUGCCCGGCAAGAUUACCGGCCGGCCACCUCCAGUGAAAAUGUGUAUGAACAUGUUAUGGAACAUAAAUUAGCAGAUAAUAUGAGUGUACCAAGCAUUAGAACUCCAGUUUUAAGGGCUCUGCCCCUUUCCCCCACCGAUGGUGACCCUGAACCUGAUUCUACUCACCCUGAAAGUAUUAUCCAGUCUGCACGCAGUAAUAUUGAUAAAGAAGUAGAAUACCACAUUACUGACAAGAGACGGGACACAGAGAUGUCUGUAGAUGCACUAUCCGGACUUGUAAGGAUUGAGGAAGGCCUUGAUAAUGUAGGACGCAUCACUUACCCUAUUAUUCAAGAUGGAGAUGACUCUGGUGAUGGCAACUAUGAAAACACAAGUGCCACUCUCAUCCAGGCUCCACUGAACACAGCAAUUGUUCAGAAUGUCGCAAAACUGCCACAGAACUUCACUAUAAAUGUAGAUGCCACUGUAAGCAACAUUACAGCUAUUCAAAAUGUAUCACAAGAUGUGGGCAAUCAGACUCUCUGGCUGCCUACUAUUCUCACUAGCGCUGCUCCUACCGACAGCAAAAGUGAAGAGGAGAGAUCACAAUCUGGUCUAUCACAGAUCAUUAUAACCAGUGAAAGCUAUGUCAAUGAUACAAAUCAAUUGGGAAGACGGACAAAUAUAGUAACGGAAACUAGCUAUGCGAGCCGACCCAAAUCAUCAAAAGUGCAAAUUUUGAGCAACAUAUCUAUCCCAAAGAACACAAGUUAUUCAUCACAGUAUAUAACCCAGGGCAAAGAGCUCGCCUCACCAGUGUAUGGCACUCAGAACCAUGUGUACAAGUUGAGCACUAAUGUGAUGUCACAAAAGCAUUUAAAUAAUUCAGUACUAUGCUCAAAGCCUCCAAAGAGUCAGUCUCUAAUCGGCUGUUCUACGUUGUCACCUCAAGUAAUCAGCAGCCCUAUUAAAAACGUUUCUUAUAGUCACACUUUCACAAAAAGCUCGAAUUUGAAAUCUCUGGGCAAAGUGAACAAUGGUGCUAACUUAAAUGCCGUGGUCGCGGCCUCGUCGGGCAACACGCAGUGCCAUAUACUAUCGCGGGUCGUCUCUGGCCCUAACAAGAUGUCCGUUCACUCGGGCAGAAAAUCUGUAAAUACUUUGAAACAGGCAAAAAAUUCCGGACAGCUCUCGGGACAGAAGAAUCAAUCGAGAGCUAUCAAGAUAAUACAGCAGGCAGGCACCGCGCAUAAAUCAGAGUCCAAGACUUGGCCUGUCGCUAGUGUGGCUACAUAUAAGAACCAGCAGCCGAUAUAUGGUGUAGUGGACUCAAACACAUCCAAGAUCAUACAGAAAGUGGGUAGUCCGACACAUAAGAGUCAUCAUCAGAUUCAAAAGUUGCCUUCUAAAGGGGAGAGGUUGGUUCUCCAAUCGCCCUGUGGGCCCGUGCUUAUAUCCACAGCGCCUAUAAGCACAAGUAUGCCGCGCGGGCCUCACUACGUCCAGUCUGGUGCCACGCCCAAUUUAAGAUAUGUACAGACAUAUACUCCGACAGACAAUCAGCUCUCUACUGUGUCUCAAGUGUCAGCGAACCAGCAACUGACUGCACAGAUAUUGCAAUCGCUAGCGCAGCCCAAGCUGAUGCUGCAUCCCAGUGCAAAUUCUCCACUUAUACCACCUCCUCAACCUGUGGAGGAACCUAUGGAGCCAAAACCGAUUAAUCAAAGGAGGAUUGUGUUCGGGGACAAGUCGACUCGUUUAACCGCGGACGAUAUAAUCGGCAGCGAGGAGCGGCCGAAUCUGUCGGAAGAAUUACAGCGGUACACCUUCCACGACCUGGCGCUCGUGAUGCUCGACCACACGUACGCGGCGCCCGGCCAGAAGCUGCCCGCGCCGCCCGCGCCCGCGCCGCCGCCGCCGCUGCCGCCCGCCGUCGCGUCGCCGCCGCCGCUGCCGACGCUGCCGACGCCUCCGAGCCCGGUGAAGAGGCACUCGCCGGUCAUCAUGUCCACCGCGCCUUACGAACCGCCGGCACCCCUGCUGGCGCCCAUUCCCGCCGCGCCGCCCCUGCCCCUGAGCGCUUUAACUUACAAGCCCCCGGCGAUUCAAGACGACGACACCGCCUCCGUCAUCUCGUCGAUCGACGGCGACCGUCGCCCCGCCGCCGGCGGCAGCGACACCGAAACCGCCCCUGAAGGCGAGGAGGAAGGAAAAACUCGAUGCGUCUGCGAGUUCACGCACGACGACGGAUACAUGAUCUGCUGCGACCGCUGCGGCGAAUGGCAGCACGUUGACUGCAUGGGUAUCGACCGGAACAACAUCCCCGAUGCCUACAUGUGUGAACUGUGCCAACCUCGAGCCGUUGACCGAAGGCACGCGCGAGCGAUCCAGCUGCGCAAGCGAGAGGAACUUAGCGCGCUUGGCGCUUCCGAUACGGACUCUUCAGAAAGCACCAGGGUGCCCGGAGCGCGUCGCAAGCGACUCCUCACUGUCACCACUUACACUGACACUAGCGGGUCUUGUGUCACCACGUAUAAUUCGGCCUCCCCUGCCGUGCCUACGCUACCACCGCUACCCCCGAUGCCGCAGCCGACCCUCAAUCUACCCAAACGCGGCCCUAAGCGCCCUAAGAAGGCCGAAGUUGUCAGAAAAGGCACCAAGAGAAAACUUACAGAAAAGAGGGUCAAACGCAAGAAGGAGAUGAUAAUGAACCGCAGCAAGUAUACCUCGAGCGUAUCCAGCCAAUCACACUGGGGAGAAUCAUUUGAGCAGGCUAUGACUAACCAUUACAGCCCUGAACUGAGGGCGAAAAUAAUGAAAUACAGCAGUAAACUAGGCAACACGCCGAACAUGUCAUCCGCUAUCACGGCGCAUUUGUGUACCACUGUGCCGCACGCGGGCGGCAAAAUCCUUAUUGCGACAAAAGACUUGAAAGAAAACACGCCAGUUAUAGAGCUUAGAGGGAAAUAUAUGCUGUCGAACCAGCACAGGCCGCAGUUACAGAAUUCAGCGCGUGCGGGCAGCCAGAAACCUGGGCCUUUCGUCUUCUUCUAUAGACUGCCUAAAGAUAACACGCAGAUCUGUAUCGAUACAAGAACAUAUGGCAAUGAAGCCCGGUUUGUUAGGAGAUCUUGCAAACCCAACGCGGAACUCCAACACUGCAUAAUCAAAGGCGCGCUACACGUCUACUUAUACACUAUUGGGACGAUCCCGUCGAAUACUGAAAUAACAGUCGGACACGACACUAACGGCAGCAAGCAGCCGUGCGCUUGUGGCAACCCUAAACACUGCAAGGUCAACGGUUUAAAUUCCUCGCUAGUUGCGAGGAAAAGCAUCGAUUACCCUCCAAGAGAAAAGAGGAGUAGGAAUAGGUGUUCCAGCUCAUCUUCCCCUGCGUCGCCACCGCUGGCACCCGUUCUAGCAUCCCCGGCUAAAGAAUACCCUUGCCCAGUAACACCCAUCAAAAUAGAAAAGAAAUCACCCAUAAAAUACGAAUACUCACCAAUGUCUCCCGUAAAAAGCGCCAUCAUGGCCCUCAACUUUGACCAGCCAAUGAAAACAGAGACCCCAGAAGAUAUCAAACCAGAAAUGGAUUUAACGGCCAAAGAGGAGAUGAAACCGGAGAUAGACGAGCCAGAUUACGUGAAAAUGGAGACUGAGGAGGAGAAACCGGUAGAACCGGUCCCAGAACCAGAGCCUCAACCUGAACCGGAACCGAUUAAGGCAGAACCGGAACCAAUCAAAGAGGAAGUGAAACCUCAAAAAGAAGAAACUAAGGUAGAGCCUGAAUCUAAUGAAGAACCUGUAAAACAAGAGGUGCCGAAAGAGGAAGUUAAAGAGGAAAUAAAGGAAGAGCCUAAAGAAGUUAAACAAGAGAGUCCAAAGAAGGAGACACCCAAAGUGGAAGAAAGAGAGCGUAGGACUAGACGAGAUGGACUCGACGAUGAAAGACCGGCUACAAGGGAAUAUACAGCCAAGUCGGCGUGCCACGACCGAUCGUCCAGGUCUAGUAGAAACACUUGUACGAACCAGGACUCUUUGGAUGAUAAAACUGAUGAUUCGCAGGACAAACUGCCGAACAAUAAGGACAAGGAUAAAAAGAAAAUGACCCGUGAGGAGCGUAAAAUGGAAGCCAUCAUGAAGGCGUUCGAACGCAUGGAGAAAGCGGAACAACGUAAACAGGAGGUGAAGGAACGGCAAAAGCGGAGGGAAUCCGAUCCUCAUCCAAAUGCGGUGGACAAGGAUGAUGAUGAUGACUUCCAGUGCAGCUCGAAAAAGAGGAAGAAACGCAAAGGGCGAGCCCGCACAACAUCGCAGUCCAACCGGCGGCGCCUGAACUCGGCCGACAGCGACCUGGUGACGUCGGGCGACGAGCCGCGCACGCCGCCGCGGCCCCAGCGCAGGGACAGCGCGCCGCACAACAACGAGGCCGACAGGAGGAACGAUCCCAUCAACGAAGAUCUCGGCCUAAGCUCAGCUUGUUUACUGGUAGAAGCCGCCGUCGGUUCAGUGGAAUCCGCCUUUAAACUGCCUAAAACUAAGAAAACUAUGGCCACGGAAUGGAUCGGCCGCUCGCCCGAGCGGACGCCGUCGCCCUACAGAUCUCCGUACAGACCGCCUUUGAUGUCCGCCACAUCUUUAGAGAGCCUCGUGAGAGUUGCCUCCACGAUGAUUGGCGAUUUAAGUGGUGCCCCAGAUUUCCAUGAGGAAGAUGCGACAUCCCCACCCAGAACCCCUGGCCGGGAUCGAAGCAGACCCCCGAAGAAGGCUAGGAGGAUUACUCGGAGCACCCCUCCCACUGAAGUCGUGGAAACGACGCCUACUGUGAUACCCCAGCAUAGUGCUAAGAAACGGUGGCUGAGACAGGCCAUCAGUGAAGAAAGCGACUCUCCUAACGCGGAUGCGUUUGUUGCAGAAUCUCCGCCUAACGAAAUAGUGACGCCAUUGAAGAAGCGACGGUUAGCAAGAGAAUCGCUAUCCUGCGAACCCAAUAAUAUUGUGCCUUGUCACGACGAGGUGUCACCUAAUUUAACGUCUGAGGAUUCUCCGGUGAAGGACGACGGCGGUCUGAUCCGACAGUACAACGUGCGCGGCAUCAUGGAGGGCGUGUACGGCCGCGACCGCACGCGCUCAGACAGCGGCCAAGGCUCCGACGACCAGUGCCACCCCGACCACGACGUGCUCAACGUCAACAUGGCCACCACCGACACUGAGCACAUCCGCCGCAUCAUUGGCGUGCCCACGCCCGAGGACGAGCUGCCCCCGCCGGCCAAGCCCGACUUCACCACCAACAACAACAACGUCGAACCCGACGACCCCAACUACGACAAGGUCGUCCCCAUGGACAUCGACACCACCGUCACCCCCCAACCUAAAUUAGAGAGUAGCGAACCCACCAACUGUGAUAUCAAAGGGUUGGACCUGCUCAAUGAUAAACAGAACAGUUCCCGAUCCGCAGAUACUAGUGGAAAUUCGUCCCCGCAGCGCGACGAGAUGGACGACAUACAGAAGAAGAUACACUCCUUCCACACCGAAAACAUUCUCUUCCUCAAGAGCAGAAACAAGAAACCUCCGAAAGAAAAGCGGAAGAAGGUCAAUCUGAACUUCGAUCUCAACAUGGUGGACGACCAAAUCAGUAUUCAAUUGCGCACAGAGAAGGAGAGUUCGAAGUCGCCGGAGAUUAAUGGUGACAUUCACGACGAUAUCAGCAAUUCGGCGUUACCGGCGCCCGAAAACAUACCUUUGCCCGACGAUCCGGGCCCGAUUCCUCCUCUAGAAGCGAUACCGUUACCGGAGGAGCCGAUGCGGCCUAUAAAGAAACAAUAUACGGGAAACAUGAAGAACUCCAAACUGGUGAUUAAUGGAGUUAUGCACGACUCGUACACGAUCGGGGACUCGAUGGCUCUGCCGGCGCCGGAGAACAUCCCCCUGCCGGAAGACCAGGGCCCGCUAUCUGUGAUACCGCCGCUGGAGACGAUUCCUCUGCCCGAGGAGCCGCGGCGGCCGCUCAAGGCCCGGGUCAAGCAGAUGAUGGAAAAAGAGGAGAAGGAAGCGUUAUCCAACGAUACAGACUCCAAGUCGUCCGAACUCAACGGGGAGGUGCAUUCCGAAGUGGAUUCUAUCCCUCUGCCGGACGACAUCCCUUCACUAGAGGCUAUCCCUCUGCCGGAGGAACCGAUGGAACCGGUGCGAGUGCCCGCGUCCCCCGCGAAACCUGAAGAAAAAUCCUUACCGGCGAAAGACAAACCCUCAGUUCUGGAGAGCCCGCUCCCCUUCUCGUCGAGGUUCAGCUCGACCGGCCUGUUCUCGGGGAUCUUCGGCAACUUCUCGCAGCCCUACGACGGGCCGGCGGCCGCGGACCCGGUGCCGUCUAUAAUAAAAAGUGCAAUAGAUAGGACUACAAGUUUAGACAAUAGUAUUAGUAUAUUCGACAAAGAUAGUAUUAGGGGUGUGGACGAACUGAAGAGCGUGCAGGAGAUAUUGACUCGCGUGAGCAACAUGGACUCGAAUAACAGUGUGCUGCUGUCGGGGGUGCUGCAGGGCUCGGGGUCGGUGGGGGGUGCGGGGGGGGCGGCGCACGGGCUGCCCGGGCCCGCCAAGCCCUUCGGCGCGCGCGCCACCGACCCGCGCCUCAACCCGCCGCCGCAGGACAAGCCCAAACCUGUCAGGAGGAAGCUCUCUAUCACCGAAUACCGCAAGCGGCACCGCGGGGCCCUGAACGAGGAGCCGCACCCGUCCGGCUCGGGCGAGGCGCACGGGCCGGAGUGGUCGUCCGAGUCCUCCGGGGCCUCGGGCGCCGGCUCGCUGUCGCCGCAGCGGCUCGACGCGGCCGCCGCCGCCGCCGCCGACGACUUGGAGCAGAGGCUGCACCGGGAGCUCGCUAAUGCGCAUUUGCCUAAAGUCGCACCUUCGGACAGCGGAGCGCUUACAGGAGUGUUCGACGCACAGCCGACGGCGUCCGAGCGGCAGCGGGAGAACCUCAGCUCGCGGCUGCGGCGCGAGUUCGGCCUCGCCCUGCCCGAGGACGAGCGACACGAGGCCACCACAGAGGGUGCGUCAGUGGUUCCUGCGCGGCGCUGCGACAGAUAGACCCGUAAGGCAUAUUUUUGUAAAUCUCACGGCGCAGGGCGCCGCUGUAUAGCUAAGUUAACGUACGUUUUGUAACGCGGGAGCGCCCGAGCGCUCAAACUGUAUAUUUCCGUUUCACUUCAGUGUUCUUUUCACGGUUUUUCUGCAAGUACAAAUUGUUUUUAUUUCCCUUUGUAAAUAUUGUACAUAGGAGAUGAAUUAAGAUAGGAUGUAGUGGUACAUAUGUAUAAUGGUAUAUUUUUUUUAUGUAUGUAUAACGUUUAUGUAUGUCGGAUAUAUUUAUUUAAUAGAAGGACCGUCUAUAGAAGGAUUGCUAGGAUUUUUGUACGCAUAAUGUUUAAGUAAAUUAUAGUUGUUUUUAUUAUUUGUUUUACUUUUUAGCGUGUAUAGAGCUAUGCGGGCUCCUCCUAAGUGUAGGUCUCGUUAGGGUAGCGUUUCCGGUGUAACGGUUAGUUUGGAUACCGAUUUCGUGUUAGCCAUUAUUAGAGGUUAAAUCUGUGUUAUAAUUUAAGUAAGCGCUUUGUUACUGCGUAGAUAAUGGCGGCUGCGGAAGCACUGACAGGCAAUCAUUCGUGUGCGAGGGACAGCCUACACAAGCUAUGAAUAUGAGACGUUAAAAAUCGAAAUCAAACUGAACUUUUCACACUAUUUGUACAGCAAGGACAAGAAAAUACGUAUAGAAAAGUUUGUACAAGUUGUAUGACAUUAUACGUCCCAUUUUGGUCACAUCGUUUCAUAUUCAAUGCAUCUAUGGUUCCGCAUCACAAAGUCGAGGCAGCUAACUCCGGUCCACACCCACGUUAUCGUUGGAAGUUAUUGCAAACGGCAAAAUAGUCAACAUGUCUACCAACAAGCUUCUGUUUAACGGUUGACUGGUAGAGAAUGGCUUUAAGUCUGCCAUUCGUAAAGAUGAAUGCAUCCCCUCAUAUAAGUUAGUAUUUGCGAGACUCACUAACUAGAAGAAUGACUGGCUAAAUUUAGCAAAACUUAUCUCGAGACGCACAAACUACUCGAGCACAGUUUUGUAGCAUAUCUCUAUUAAUGCGAAAGUAAUUCGCGUAUGUUUCUUUGUUACUUUACUAUGAAACUAUUUUUGAUGCUCAAGUACUCCGUUAGUGGGGGGGUGGACGUAGGCGCUACUUAUUUUAGGAAACCUACCCCACCCUCCUAGGAGGUAGGGGGGCUAAUAACAAACUGAACCCCACAAGGGCAGAGAGACAGACCCGAGAACAGCUAGUAGAAAAUAACCGUACCUUGAUUGGUAUUUGGCUAAUUUAGUCUAUUUAAAUAUGAAGCUUUAUUAAUAGCUACUAGCAUAUUGCGUUCAAAAGUUAGCUGUAAAUUGUUAAAACUUGUCACAUUUGAAGUUUACUCGUAUAGGGAACGUGCACGAACUGUAGGGGGCAGCACAGGAGCCCCCUGUUUAUUGGCGAGAAGUGUAAUUGCCAAGUUUAAGCUUCCAAUGUAGCCCACAAGAUGACAGAGCCUACAAUGCAUUAUAUGUCCGAUUCAGGCCACAAGACGGCAGAUCCAACGCGCAUGGCCCCUAUACACACAUGAUUCGACUAAGAAGCCGUACUGCAAUGAUUUGCAUCUAUAACUUCAAUACCUUUACUGCCAUAUUCAUGGAAUAUCAUGGCAUACACUUGAUCAGUAAAUUUUAGCCCUUAUUGUACACAAAACAAGGUGCAUGCUCGCAGUGAAUAAGAUUUAACAAUAGCUAGUAAAUAGAAUUUAUUCGUCUCAUCGAAGCGAUCGUAUAGUGGCCGAAUUAUAAAAGAGAGACAUACUGAGAUAGAGUGCUGAAGUGAAAAAACAUGCUGACGAAAUAGGUUUUUUUUGUAGUAUUUUUACAAAUACUAGCCAAUCUAUUGGAAAUUAUACGGACGGUCUUUGUAAAAUUGAAUAUUAGUAAGGCUUUAAUCUACUUGAUUACGUCUACAGUUCAUUUGAUUAAUUUAUGUAACGAAAAUUUGUCAUACAGGGUAACUUUCGUUACACAAUGAAAUUAAAUAAAUUGAAGACUAAUUAAAGUCAUACUUUUUACUCUAUCCUCGUGAAAAAUCGUCUAGUGAGAUCCUAUUUUGACAGCACGUUUUUGGGUUCAUUUUAGCAAUCUAUUUUAAAAUAAUGUUAGAUAACCUUGUCACAUCAGACUGGAAUCCCCGUAAGUACCAUGUCUAUACAACAUGAUGUUUUUAUCUUCGUGCAAUUAGGGGAACUCUGUAAAUAUGUCAUUGAGUGUUAAAAUAGCCAAUUAUAGACUAUAGAUACAAUUUUAAUUGAAUAAGCCGUGAUUUUAAAAUGAUUUUGUAAUUCUGUAGGAUAAUCGGUAAAAAUUUCAUGUUGUAUAUUAAGAUUAAGAUACGUCAAAUAAUAGAUAUGGAUCGGAUAUGUCAGUGUCAAAAGUGAGGUUUCUACAAACAAAAACGUCACUUUUGACACUUAUUUGACACUGACAUAUCCAAUGUAUGUCGUUUCCAUAUCUAUUAUUUGACGUAUCUUAAAGUUCGAAUAUGGCUGUGGGAAGCGGGCAUAGUAGAGUUCAUACAUUUGCAACUACUCAGUACUUUUCGUACCAAGACUGACUAAAAUAGCAAGACGCGUUCGUACGUUUCCGUGAAAAUGGGCGUUUUCAGAAAUAAAUAUUGAAAACCUGAUUCUUUCACAUCUGGACGUUCUUGGGCUCAUUCUACUCAGAAUCGACAGCAUUCUCCAUCCCACCAUUAAAAAAAGAUGUCCCAAAAUGUCCAUUCCAUUACGUCACGUUUUAGUAUGAAAAUUUUUUUCACUUGUAUGUACAUACGUGACGUAGUGGAAUGUACAAUUUUCAUACAAAUUUUUGGGACAUUUUAUUUUAUCAUCAGAAUUGAAUAUGCUAGUGAUUCUGAGUUGAAAGAACCCAAAAACACCGGGAUCUGUGAGAAUCGGGUUUUCGAUAUUUAUUUCUGAAAACGCCCAAAUACGAUAGAAAAUAAUGUAGCACUACAUCUGUAUUGACCUUAUUUCUUUAAAUAAGAAAGGACGUAACCGAAACUAUGCUCAUGCUUCCCCAAAACUCAUAUAAAUCACGCAGCUACAGUUUAGACAGCGAUUACAAUAUUCCCGAUAUCUCUGCUAUGAGAAGACAGACAUUUAUGCUUUCGCUUUAAGUCCAAUCAAAUCUAUUAUCUGAGCUCUCACAGAGUCUUAAGAACAGUAGAAGACAAAAUUUGUUCACAGUACAGUUUCCUAAUGAAACACUACUUAUGCUAAAAUUUAGACCUAGCUGGAUAAAAUUUAUUAACAAGAAGUACUCGUAAUUUAUACACCUUGCUGAAAUAAUUGUAUGGUAUAGGUUUUUAUAUGUAUGUAAUUAAUCUGGUCUAAACUAUGGCUGCGAGAUCCUCACUAUUCAUACAUACAUACAUACAUACAUACACUAUACAAUAAUCGCGACGACAACGAGUAAAUGUUGUGCGACACUAAACCCAGUGACUUACUUAUACGUUUGCAAAAUAUUUUAUUCGUUAAUAGGCUAAAACGUUGCAUUUACACACAAUUAAACACUUUAAUUAUAAAUCUGUAAGAAAGAAACUCAUACACAUAGGGGCUAUUCAUAAAUGACGUCAUUUCAAAUUAGGGGGGGGGUCUGGACAUCGGAUGACGGUAGCAUGAAGUAGGAGGAAAUGGGGUCAUUUGAAGCAUGGUUUUUGGAUGAUUAUAGGGAGGGGGGGUCAAAUAUCGUCAAAAAUCGAUGACGUAAUUUAUGGAUAGCCCCAUACAAGCAUGAACGCUGAAAACAACACCCUCUUUUUUCGGGCAGUCGUGUAAAAAAAUUAGGCAAAAACAGAGUUAUUAUUUCUUUAUUUACUGUCCUCGAAUGCAUUUAAAAAUCUCGCCCAUUGGGGACUCAUACCGGCUGCCAUUGUCAGGUAUUUCGCCCUACAACGCACUAUCAAUAGAUUGAUAACGCCAUCAUAGCAGAACCUCAGCAGAAUUGAUUUCAUUCAUUGUAACAUAGUAUGUAUUAUGAAAUUAGAUUUACGAGAUGAUUUGUGGCCUAAUAAACGUAAUAGACGAGCCAACGAGCGAUGAGGUUGCAAUUUAGUUAAGUUUACGUAGUGGUACAGGUGGUAAGACCAAUAUGCUACACACGCAGAAACUAUUUUUGGCGGUUCUAAAUCUGGAUAUUAUUUUCAAUAAUUAGGCACGUGUUGUCCUUUUUCGCAACGAGGUAAGAAAACCGGACAAGUGCGAAUCGGACUCGCCCAUCGAGGGUUCCGUACUUUUUAGUAUUUGUUGUUAAAGCGGCAACAGAAAUACAUAAUCUGUGAAAAUUUCAUCACGGUUCAUAAGUUACGGCCUGGUGACAGACAGACGGACGGACAUCCGGAGUCUUAGUAAUAAGGUCCCGUUUUUACCCUUUGACUACGGAACCCUAAAAAUCGUACCCCCAUGUCAUAUACUGUAUUAAGUAUUUCGAGUUAUGUUACUUCCUAGAAAUUGAAUUCUCUUCGGUCGUUUUGUGAUUUCAAUAAAAUAGAUACAUUUCAUAAAAAUUGAUAUUUAUAAAGCAGUUGCUCUUACCGCCUAAGUCUGUAUAAUAUAAAGUAGCAGCUACGUCUAAGCGCCCAGUUGUGUGACUCCAUCCCUCACAGUUGCUCAAUGACAAAACGUCUGCUUUUCGUGUUCGAUAAACUUAAGAUUUUCGUAUCCCCCUAAUCUGAAUGUUAGAGUAGUACCCGCGUUCCUGAUAGGCAGACUAGUUACGAAUGUGAAUUUAGUUUUAUCUUUAGGCCAGUGCUAUAUUCAAGGUGGUUACUAUUAGUCCCCAUUUUGGCCGCUAAAUACUGGUAAACAUCUUCAAUGUACAAUGUGCGUAAUAGUUUUCCAUCGUAUUUCCUCGGAAACGUUCGCACGUGUCACGCUGCUUCAGUCAACCUCAGUACUUUUUGUACCGAGACCGGCUGAAAUAGCAAGACGUGUUCGUACGUUUCCGUGAAAAUACGAUGGAAGAUAAUUAUGCACCACAUCAGUAAAUUCCGGUGAAAUUUUUUAGCAGAAAGAAAAAAGGGGAUAAAUAGGAAUAGCCAAUGAUUUCUCACAAAUACAGCAUUUAUAGAUGGCUGUCUAGUCUGUGCGCUUCCAGUGUUAUAUUUAGGCAUAUUAGUUAUUUUACUUAUUUUGUUUCGUAUAUUUAGUACACUACAAUAUUCAUCACAUUUUCUUCGUGUCAUAAUAUGCUGGAUAUUUCCAUAUUGGUUUAUGUAUUGUAUUGUAUCGCAUAUGAUAUGACCUUAAAUAUGUCCAAGUACUCAAUAAGAGUUCAUUAGAGCAACAAGUUAUAUUUUACUUUGUGCAAAAAGAUUAUGCAUAGGUAUUUGUGACAAGCGUGUAUCUGAAAGCGCACGGGCAUAGACAACAGUUCAACAGAGAACUGUAAGUUGUGUUAUAGGGUUAUUCAUUUAUUUUGAAGACACUGCAAUACCCGGUACUCGAACCCUAUGCUAUCACGCAGAAAUUUAUUUAAUUUUAGCUUACAAUAAAUGGACUAUAUCCCCCUAUUCUGUUUCGUUACACCGAUCCAUUUCAGGACUAGUUUUUAGCAUUGAAUAUUUGUCCCAAUGGAGUUAGUUUGCCAGUUUUCGUGGGCGACGCUAAGGCGCAACGGAAAUAUUAAUUGUGUUCAAUUUUAUGAUUAUUUAUAUUCUCACUUGGUUAUAAUUUAAGACGCUACCUUCGCAAAUCGCCUAGUGUCUCACUGGCUACUUAAUAUGUACUGCAAUUCAGUUUUAAUGCAUAAUUAUAUCUAAGUCGUUAUGUUGCAAUAUAUCACCUAAAAGUUACGAAUAUACAUUAUUUUAGCAACUUUCAAGAUGGAUUCGUAAAUAACAUUUGAUUUUAAUGCUUUAUAUUUUGUUUUGUGUAACGAAUUAUAGCUUUUUUUGGUGUAUGUUUUGUGAUACAAUCAAUUUUAGAUCAAUAAUCUAAAUAGGUAAAUUAUCCUUAGGUGAAAUGAGCUUGUAAAUAUUUCGAUCUGGUUGUUUAUUAGAUACAGCAUACUGCUUAAUAUUGUGUCUGACUGUUGAAGUGAAAUAACCACCAGUUUUUUAGUGGAAAGUAAAUGAAAAUGGUUAUUUUACGGUGUGGUUGAAAUUAAUUGUGCUGAACGUUACUCGUUACACGUUAGCCAACGUAGUCAAGAUGACAAUAGCACAUCGACAAACGUCAAAUGAAUAGAUAAUGUACGAAAAUUCACGUGACUUUUUCAUACAUUAUUCAAGUUUCGUAUGGCGUUUUCUAUUUACGAUUGUCAUCUUCUCGUCUCGGCCUGUGCUUAGUUAAAAACAUAUUUCUAAUUGUAUUGGCAAUUAAUUUCAACUACCUUCACACGUCCAAACUGUGAACUGUCACUUGUAAAGUGAUUUUAUCACUUAUCAGUAUUGUGCGAGACGGUGAGGUUGUAUUAUAAGAGGCCGUCCGCCGAGGACCGUCGCAUAAUCAACACGUAGAGUUUAGAUAGUAUGUUUGUGAUAAUCACAGAAGCUGUCAUCUGUAAAGGCUUUAUGUACAUAGUAGCGGGUAAUAUGUAAGUGAAAAGCUAUAUUUUGUUAUUGUAAAACGAAAAGCGCCCUCUAGUUUGCCAUACCGCAAUCCUUUUGUGCUCCUAGCCCGUACCGUUUCUGUAGCGUGUUGCGAUUAACAAUGGAAUAUUUUGCAAUAUAUUAAUAUAAUUUUUUUUAUUCACUAAGUGAUCGUAAAAUAGAGCUGUAUAUUAUCCAGAUGUUAAAUAUUAUUAUUUCUUUCUUAAUGUUUGAACUAAGCAUGUAAAAUUUAAAAUAAUAAUAUAGAAUAAAAGAUGUUAUGAUAAUUAAUUACAUAAAAUCUUCGUUUGAA
This is a messenger RNA of Cydia fagiglandana, 14203 nucleotides long. RefSeq lists its product as uncharacterized. Bases 227 to 7324 code for a protein of 2365 amino acids. The transcript is spliced from 15 exons. Gene Ontology annotation, cellular component: Set3 complex; Rpd3L-Expanded complex. Lineage: Eukaryota; Metazoa; Arthropoda; Insecta; Lepidoptera; Tortricidae. The record is from RefSeq and is a predicted model, not a curated record. Gene Ontology annotation, biological process: regulation of DNA-templated transcription.